Messenger RNA from Malassezia japonica, 2094 nucleotides. RefSeq names its product Hsp90 chaperone hsp82 (gene HSP82). Gene Ontology annotation, biological process: protein folding; cellular response to heat; protein stabilization. Gene Ontology annotation, molecular function: ATP hydrolysis activity; ATP binding; ATP-dependent protein folding chaperone. The transcript has a single exon. The record is from RefSeq and is a predicted model, not a curated record. NCBI's taxonomy places the organism in Eukaryota, Fungi, Basidiomycota, Malasseziomycetes, Malasseziales, Malasseziaceae. Bases 1 to 2094 code for a protein of 697 amino acids. Gene Ontology annotation, cellular component: perinuclear region of cytoplasm; protein-containing complex; plasma membrane.
AUGGCAGAGAACCAAGAGACGUUCGGCUUUGCCGCCGACAUCAGUCAGCUGCUGGAUCUGAUCAUCAACACGUUCUACAGCAACAAGGAGAUUUUCCUUCGUGAGCUGAUCUCGAACGCGUCGGAUGCGCUCGACAAGGUCCGCUACCAGGCCCUGACCGACCCCAGUGUUCUGGACUCGGGCAAGGAUCUGUUCAUCCGCAUCACCCCCGACAAGGAGAACAAGGUCCUCUCGAUCCGCGACACGGGUGUCGGUAUGACCAAGGCCGACCUGGUGAACAACAUUGGUACCAUUGCCAAGUCGGGCACUAAGGCCUUUAUGGAGGCGCUCAGCUCGGGUGCUGAUAUCUCCAUGAUUGGUCAGUUUGGUGUCGGUUUCUACUCGGCCUACCUCGUUGCCGACAAGGUGGAGCUGAUCACCAAGCACAACGACGACGAGCAGUACGUCUGGGAGAGCGCUGCUGGUGGCACCUUCACCAUCACCCAAGACACCAAGAACGCUCCUCUUGGCCGCGGUACCGAGCUCCGCCUUCACCUGAAGGAGGACCAGCUCGAUUACCUCGAGGAGAAGCGCAUCAAGGAGAUUGUCAAGAAGCACUCGGAGUUUAUCUCGUACCCCAUUGAGCUCGUUGUCACCAAGGAGGUCGAGAAGGAGGUCGAGGAGCCCGAGACCGAGGAGGCGGACGCCGAGAAGAAGUCCAAGAUUGAGGAGAUUGACGACGAGUCGGCGGACAAGAAGGAGAAGAAGAAGGUCAAGGAGCUCGUCACCGAAAACGAGGAGCUGAACAAGACCAAGCCUCUCUGGACGCGCGAGCCCAAGACGAUCAACCCCGAGGAGUACGCCUCGUUCUACAAGACCCUCUCGAACGACUGGGAGGACCACCUUGCUGUGAAGCACUUCUCGGUGGAGGGCCAGCUCGAGUUCAAGGCCAUCCUCUUUAUUCCCAAGCGUGCUCCGUUUGACAUGUUUGAGAACAAGAAGAAGAAGAGCAACAUCAAGCUCUACGUCCGCCGCGUCUUUAUCACUGAGGACUGCGACGAGCUCAUGCCCGAGUACCUCAACUUUGUCAAGGGUAUUGUCGACUCGGAGGACCUGCCCCUGAACAUCUCGCGUGAGACGCUUCAGCAGAACAAGAUCCUCAAGGUCAUCCGCAAGAACUUGGUCAAGAAGACCCUCGACAUGAUCUCGGAGAUUGCCGAGGACAAGGACAACUUUGCCAAGUUCUACGAGGCCUUUGGCAAGAACCUCAAGCUCGGUAUCCACGAGGACGCUACCCACCGCGCCAAGCUCGCCGAGUUCCUCCGCUUCCACUCUACCAAGAGCGGCGAUGAGCAGACCUCGCUCAAGGACUACAUCACUCGCAUGCCCGAGAUCCAGAAGAACAUUUACUACCUCACGGGUGAGAGCCUCGCCGCUGUGCGCGACUCGCCUUUCCUCGAGGUGCUCAAGAAGAAGGGCUUUGAGGUGCUCCUGAUGGUGGACCCCAUUGACGAGUACGCCGUGUCGCAGCUCAAGGAGUUUGAGGGCAAGAAGCUCGUCUCGGUCUCGAAGGAGGGUCUCGAGCUCGAGGAGUCGGACGAGGAGAAGAAGCAGCGCGAGGAGGAGGCCACCAAGUUUGAGGACCUCACCAAGACCAUCAAGGACAUUCUCGGCGAGAAGGUCGAAAAGGUUGCCGUGUCGAACCGCAUUGUUGGAUCGCCCUGCGUUUUGGUCACGGGCCAGUUUGGCUGGUCGGCCAACAUGGAGCGUAUCAUGAAGGCCCAGGCCCUCCGUGACACGUCCAUGUCGCAGUACAUGGCCUCGAAGAAGACCAUGGAGAUCAACCCGCACAACCCCAUCAUUAAGGAGCUUGCUGCCAAGGUUGCCCAGGACAAGAACGACCCCACCGUUCGCGACCUCACCUUCCUGCUCUACGACAGCAGCCUGCUCACCUCGGGCUUUACGCUGGAGCAGCCUCAAGAGUUUGCCAACCGCCUGUUCAAGCUCAUCUCGCUCGGUCUCUCGAUCGACGACAUGGGUACCCCCGAGCAGACGGAGGAGGCCCCCAAGGCGGAGGAGCCUGCGGGUGAGUCGGCCAUGGAGUCGAUCGACUAA